Messenger RNA from Hippopotamus amphibius kiboko, 1212 nucleotides. RefSeq names its product ATPase H+/K+ transporting subunit beta (gene ATP4B). Gene Ontology annotation, cellular component: sodium:potassium-exchanging ATPase complex. Gene Ontology annotation, biological process: intracellular potassium ion homeostasis; intracellular sodium ion homeostasis; sodium ion export across plasma membrane. Bases 1 to 873 code for a protein of 290 amino acids. Gene Ontology annotation, molecular function: ATPase activator activity. NCBI's taxonomy places the organism in Eukaryota, Metazoa, Chordata, Mammalia, Artiodactyla, Hippopotamidae. The record is from RefSeq and is a predicted model, not a curated record. The transcript is spliced from 7 exons.
AUGGCGGCGCUGCAGGAGAAGAAGUCAUGCAGCCAGAGGAUGGAGGAGUUUCAGCGCUACUGCUGGAACCCGGACACGGGCCAGAUGCUGGGCCGGACGCUGUCCCGCUGGGUGUGGAUCAGCCUCUACUACGUGGCCUUCUACGUGGUCAUGACCGGCCUCUUCGCCCUGUGUAUCUACGUGCUGAUGUGCACGGUGGACCCGUACACGCCCGACUACCAGGACCAGCUCAAGUCCCCAGGGGUGACCUUGAGGCCAGAUGUCUACGGGGAGAAAGGCCUGGACAUUUCCUACAACGUGUCUGACAACAGGACCUGGACAGGACUCACGCAGGCCCUGCACCACUUCCUGGCGGGCUACUCGCCCGCGGCCCAGGAGGCCAACAUCAACUGCACGUCCGAGAGGUACUUCUUCCAGGAGAGCUUCUUGGCCCCGAACCACACCAAGUUCUCCUGCAAGUUCACAGCAGACAUGCUGCAAAACUGCUCCGGCCGGCCGGACCCCACCUUCGGUUUUGCGGAAGGAAAGCCAUGUUUCAUCAUCAAGAUGAACAGGAUCGUCAGGUUUCUCCCCGGCAACAGCACGGCCCCCAGGGUGGACUGCACCUUCCUGGACCAGCACCGGGACGGCCCGGCCCUGCAGGUGGAGUACUUCCCGCCCAACGGCACCUACAGCCUUCACUACUUCCCCUACUACGGAGGGAAGGCCCAGCCCCACUACAGCAACCCCCUGGUGGCCGCAAAGCUCCUCAACGUCCCCAGGAACCGGGAGGUCGUCAUCGUGUGCAAGGUCCUGGCGGAGCACGUGACCUUCGACAACCCCCACGACCCCUACGAGGGGAAGGUGGCGUUCAAGCUUAAAAUCCAGAAGUAGAGGAGCCAGGCGGCUGCCCCCAGGCGCAGGAUGACCACAGACGCCACGCCCAGCCAAACCCAGCACCGCGGUGGCUCCGCUGCCGAGCUCCCCGGCGUCAGAAUCCGAUCAAAUCUGUCACUUUUUAGAUAGAAUAUGUAGCUACACUAGAAACAGGCUAACAUGGAGCCCCUAAGGCAGCAGCCGUGCAGCUCACGAGACCCCAGAAGGACUCGUCUCUUCCACGUGGACCUCACCUUUCCUGCUGUGAUUUAUUUUUCUAUACGUCACUGUAAAGACCAGUCGCACGUGGGCACUACUGACCUACGGCUUCGUGCCUUCUGAACCGCGGCUUUAAAA